Filobasidium floriforme is the source of this 2606-nucleotide messenger RNA. RefSeq lists its product as uncharacterized. The record is from RefSeq and is a predicted model, not a curated record. Gene Ontology annotation, cellular component: nucleolus. NCBI's taxonomy places the organism in Eukaryota, Fungi, Basidiomycota, Tremellomycetes, Filobasidiales, Filobasidiaceae. The transcript has 6 exons. Gene Ontology annotation, molecular function: GTP binding. The coding region runs from base 55 to 2472 and encodes 805 amino acids.
GUCUUCCUGGAUCCUACCUCCUUAUAGCUCUCUGACCAGGACAAUAAAUCAAAGAUGGGCGGAAUCCGUAAAAAGACCUCCAAGAGGGGUACCACCUUCCAGCGAUCCAAGAUCGUGAAAAAGGCCGCAGAGACCAGGAAGAAGAACAACAGGGAUAACAGGAAGAACGAGACGUGGAAGUCGAAGAAACCGACCGACCCUGGUAUUCCCAACUCUUUCCCCUUCAAGGACCAGAUCUUGGCCGAGCUCGCCCAGGCCAAAUUAGCCGCUCAGGAGGAAAAGGAGAGGAGACGUUUGGCUCAGAAGGAAGCUGCCAAGGAGGCCAAGGCGUUGAUCAACUCGGCGCAGGCUCUCGGAGAGGACGAAGAUGAAGAUGAUGAAGACGAGGAGGAUGACGAGGAAGAUGAUGAGAUGGAAGGCGAGGACCAGGAGGAGGAUGCCGAGGAACGACGUCUGAGGCGCAAGAUCGACCGAGAGGUGGACGAGGACGAGUACCUGGAGAACCCUGGUGUCCUGCCCGUCUACGGUAAAAAGCCUGUCAACCCCGUUGGAGCCACGUCGGACAAGAAGAAAGGCAAACAAGUCGAGGUGGAGGAAGAAGAGGAGGAGGAUAUCCCGGACUUGGUGGAUACCGAGCUGCCGACCAUUCAAGCUGCUCUGGAUCGAUCGGAUGUUGUCGUUGAGGUCUUGGAUGCGAGGGAUCCGAUCGGAUUCCGAAGCACCUUCUUGGAGAACCUCGUCCUUAUUCAACCUGAACCCACUGUCGAGUCUGGAUCAAAGUCCAGCAAGAAAUCAAAGACUGCACCGAAACCUGCUGGAUGGAAAAAGGACAAGCUGGUCGUCCUAUUGAACAAGAUUGACCUCGUCCCUAAGGAGACCGCCGAAGCCUGGUUGAAAUUCCUCCGAUCCUCCUUCGAAUCUCAUGGCGACAACGUCAAGGUCGUCCUCUUCAAGGCUUCUUUCGUCGAGACCCCGAUCAAACCGGGGAUGACCGUCUACGGGACUGACAAGCAGGGUAAACUCCCUCCUCGAACGAUCCCUUCGGCGAUCCCCGUUGGCAAGGAGACCCUGUUGUCCAUCCUCUCGGCUUGGCAGACGGAGAAGUACAAGUCCGACGAAUCGUCGUUGAACGUCGUCUUCCUCGGUCAACCGAACGUCGGGAAAUCUGCUGUGAUCAACACGCUACUAGGACGACCGAGACUGGCUACGGCAGGAACGAUUCCUGUUUCGGGGCUUGCGGCGCCUACAACCAAGGUUCCUGCCGAGUUGGGUGUCAAGGUCGGAGAGAACGAAGUGAGGUUGAUCGAUACGCCAGGGUGGGAGUUUAAUCCCCCCGACGUCGAGGGCGAGGACGAGGAGAUGGACAUGGGUGAGGAGGAAGACGAUGAGAAGUGGGCGAUUCUGGAGGGGACGGUUGCCAGGGACAUGUUGACGAGGAAUUUGGGGAGGAUCGACAAGGUCAAGGAUGCUUUGCCAUUGGUCAAGCAGAUUGUCAACCGUGCCAACCCGCAGGACCUGAUGUUGGCCUACAACAUCCCUCACUUUGCUGCUGGUGAUAUCGAGACUUUCUUGAUCAGUGUCGCACGAGCGCAGGGCAGGAUCAGGAAGCAUGGAGACGCCGAUGUAGAAGCCGCUGCCAAGACGGUUCUUCGGGACUGGGCACACAACCUCUUCCCUUACUACACCUUGCCUACAAAAUCCGAGAUCGAGAAAAGCAAGGCAGAGAUCAGCGAAUCGGAUAGGAAGGCCUUGGACCUGUUGAAGCCGAGGCAGGAGUUGAAGAAGGUUGGCAAGGGUCUGAUCAGGCUCAAGGUGCCCGAGGUGGAUGAGCGGGUGCUCAUCCUGGACGAAGAGAUGAUUCAGGACGAUGACGAGUCGAGUGAGGGCGAGCUGGACAUCGACGAGCUCGACUUCGAGGACGGUGACCUGGAAGAGUCGGGUGAAGAGGUCAUCUUUGACGAGGACAACGCACCGAGCGAGUCGGAACCCGAGGUCGAAGUGGUUGCCUCGAAAAAGCUCGACCGCAAGAGAAAGCGAAAGUCAUCCCUUGGACCUGCUGCCGCACCCGUACUCAGCAAAAAGCUCAAGACGGUGCAGUUCUCCAACGACGAGCCAGAGCCAGAGGUCAAGAGGGUCGAGGUCAAGGUCGUCGCCAGUGGCAAGCUGAAGCGAAAGGGUGGGGAUGAUGACGACGUUUCAAGGGAUGGCAAGAAAGUCAGGCGGGACGAGGUCGGCAAGGCCGUCGCUGAUGCCGUCGAAGCCGUCCUACCUGCAAAGCGGGAGAUCAAGGGAUCCCUGAAAAAGUCUGCUGGCAAGACGAACGGGGUCAAGGAGGUCGAGGUGGUCGCUGUGAAGCCUGCCAAAACCAAGAAGGCCGACAAGGCCUCUGCUGCUGCUCCUGUGAACGGCAAGAAGUCAACGACGACCAAAUCGACCGAGGCUGACAAGCCAUUCGACUUUAACGCGUUAUGAUCCGGAUUCAACUAGACCACUCUUUGUCCUCGCUCUCAUACCCGGGGUUUCUCGCCUGGUUCCCUAUCAUUGUGCAUACAUCUGUAUUGUAAUACCAUUUACAUUGUUCGAGCGACACUGAAUAGGUCUCCCCA